AUGAACAGCGUUCUGGAAAAGAAUUCCUCUUCCGUGAGGAAGCGCAUCGAAAACCACACCUUUGAGGAUGAAGAAGGCGAAGAGUAUGAGGGCAGCGAGUUCAAUGGCUUUGGCGACUACUUCCGGCGCAAAAAGAUCAAGCUCCAGAAUCUGGAUGCCGACAUACGCGCGGCAUCCGAUAAGCCGCCGAUAUUCAAGGGGGUAGUUGCUCAUGUGAAUGGCUACACUCAGCCGCCCCUACAAGUCAUUCACCACGAAAUUGUUCAGCAUGGCGGUGGCUUUCUCCAGUAUCUGGACUCGAAAACCAUGGCCACGCACAUCAUCACAGCGACCCUGACCCCGAAGAAGGCCAUCGAGUUUAGCCGGUACAGGAUCGUGAAGCCCGCAUGGGUUGUCGAUUCAGUAAAAGCCGGUAAACUAUUGCCCUGGACGGACUACAGAGUAUCGAGCGAAAGCCCUAGCCAGAAGGUCUUGAAGUUUGAUAGCGACAAAGGACUUACUCAGGCCAGCCCGGCGGCCAGGAGGGGAUACAGGGAGCAGACGGAAAACAGCUUCUACACGAGUCAGAUUAAAGCUGCAACUCAGGGUCAGGGGGUCAUUCAGCUGCCAGAGCAGUCUGUCUCGUCUAGCCGAUGGCAAAACGACAUUUCAGAGAUCCUGCCGCAAGGCGCGGAGACCGCCGCCAUAGCCGCAAUUGAAGGACAUUCGACAGUUGAUUUGGACGACGAGGAUUUUGAGAACGAAAUCAUCAACUUCGAGCAGCAUGCAGCGGCCCAGUCGAUCGGCCAGGCAGACACGUCGGAAUCGCCGUCUAAGCAGAUGACAUCGGAAGAGCAUAACGCUUGGCUCUUGUCGGAUCCAAGGAUAAGAAAGUCAUCUACCGCAAAUCCCGACUUUCUCAAGCAAUUUUAUUCGGAGAGCAGGCUGCAUCAUCUCUCGACAUGGAAGGCCAACUUGAAAUCGUCGAUGCAACGACUAGCGGCCGAAAAAGGACUCUCAAACAGAAAGACCAAGAGCCGGCCGGGCUUGAGGAAGUAUAUUAUGCACGUGGACUUUGACGGUUUCUUCUGCACAGUAUCCUUGAAGCGUCACCCUGAAUAUGUGGACAAGCCCUGUGUCGUCGCUCACAGCACGGGUGCUGGAUCAGAAAUCGCGAGCUGCAAUUACGUUGCUCGGAAAUCCGGGGUCAAGAAUGGCAUGUGGAUGAAGAGAGCUCUCGAACUUUGUCCAGAUAUCAAAGUUCUGCCCUACGAUUUCCCCGCAUACGAAGAGGUCAGUCGGCAGUUCUACGAGGCCAUUAUGGAAACGGGUGGCAUUGUACAGAGCGUAAGCGUCGACGAGGCCUUGGUGGAUGUCACAGAUGUCGUGCUUGCGGCAGCGCAAUCACAUGGUGUUGGAGUUAGUGAGGGCAGUCUAUGGAGAGAGCAGGCAAAGGUCGACGAGAUGGCGCUGGCCUUGCGCAACAAGAUCAAAGAACAAACCAACUGUUCCGUCUCAGUCGGCAUCGGCGCAAACAUUCUGCAGGCCAAGAUUGCUCUGAGGAAGGCAAAACCUGACGGACAGUUUCAACUGCGACCCGAGCAAGUCUUGGAAGUCAUCGGCGAACUCAAGGUGGAAGAGUUGCCAGGAGUGGCGUACAGUAUCGGUGGAAAACUGGAAGAUUUGGGCGUCAAACUCGUCAAGGAUCUCAGGGAUAUCUCCAAAGACCGCCUCGUUGCAGCCUUGGGUCCCAAGACCAGUGAGAAACUGCAUGACUACGCCCGCGGAAUCGAUCGAACGGAAGUUGGAGAGCAGCCUCCCAGAAAGUCCGUGUCGGCAGAGGUCAACUGGGGGAUCCGCUUCAUCAGCCAAGCAGAAGCCGAAGAGUUUGUCUACAAUCUCUGCAGAGAAUUGGAGAAGCGUUUGGUGAAUGAGCAAGUCAAGGGAAAGCACCUCACGGUGAAAAUCAUGAGGCGCUCUCUCGAUGCCCCUCUUGACCCGACGAAACAUCUGGGGCAUGGAAAAUGUGAUACUUUCAACAAAAGCUCGGCCUUUGGUGUUGCGACACAUGAUUAUCAGACCAUUGGCAAGGAAGCAGUUUCCAUACUGCGUUCGUUCAAAUUCAGCCCCGGAGAUCUUCGUGGAAUUGGCGUCCAGAUGACAAAGUUGGAGCCCAUCAAGCUGAAUCCCCUCGCCGUAGACGGCAGCCAGAGGAGGAUAGCAUUUGCUCCAUAUUCAGGCAACGAGAAGAAUGCAGGGAUGGAUGGGUCAGAACUUAAAGCUCGAAGCGAUGAGCCUGUCACACCUCAGAAAGCCAAGCCAGCACAAGACUUCAGUGCACCUGAUUCAGGUGGUUCGAGAAAUGCAAAUACUCCACGCAAGGUCUCAGGCACCCAUUUCUUGCUACCGAGCAGCCCUGAUUCUGCGGUCUUGGCUGAGCUACCUCAAGACAUUCGUGCCAGGCUUAUGGUCCAGCGUUCCAAGGGAGAUGCCUCCGAGCCUCAGAGGAAGGCUCCUAAGUCAAGAUCGCAGAGUCCCAUAGGAGCGGACUUACUGUCCUCCCAGGUCGAUUUGGAGGUGUUCAAUGCCCUACCAGAUGAUAUGAAAGCUGAGGUGCUGGCGCUUUACGGACGAAAGCCGGCAGCGCCGCUACCACAACCCUCGCCUCGAAAACCCGAAACGACCCGAUCCAGGAGGCCAGCAACUCCAACGAAACCCAGCGCGGCCCGUGGGCUUUUUGGCAAAUUGUCUCGCCAGCGAGAUGCUCAAGCGGGAGUUAUUCAGACCAACUUUCGGAGGCCAACGUCCGCAGCGGGUCAGCCCGAAGGGGUUGAAGAAUUGGAUCCUGAUUUUCUAGCAGAGCUCCCAGAAGAUGUCAGAAAAGAAGUAAUUGCCGAUCACAGACGGCGGGUGCUUGCAAUGCAGUCAGGAUUAGAGGCGCCAGUUACGAGAAGCCAUCAAGAAAGGAAUGUGCUUCCCGGGGGACAAAAGACGAUUGAGUUCCCCAUGCUGCCGCCGGUUAUCGCCUUUUCUGGAUCUGUCACUUCUGCCUCGGAGAUCAAGGACAUGAUUGAUGCGUGGCAUGCGCAGACCAGAAAGGCCGGGCCACAUAAGAGAGAUGUCGAUGUUUUGGAAAGAUACUUGGUCAAAGUGAUCAAAGAGGAACGAGAUCUGAAUAAGGCCGUUAUGUUGGCCAAGUGGCUGGAUGUUGUGGUUGGUCAGGACGGUGUCGAUAGCAGAGGCAGUCGAGCUUGGAAACUGGCUGUAAAUGGCAUCAAGGCGGCGAUGCAGUCUGCUGUAGAAGAAAGGGGCUUGGCGCCCUUGCAGAUCUAG
Messenger RNA from Trichoderma citrinoviride, 3312 nucleotides. RefSeq names its product DNA repair protein. Lineage: Eukaryota; Fungi; Ascomycota; Sordariomycetes; Hypocreales; Hypocreaceae. The record is from RefSeq and is a predicted model, not a curated record. Gene Ontology annotation, cellular component: nucleus. Gene Ontology annotation, biological process: error-prone translesion synthesis; error-free translesion synthesis. The coding region runs from base 1 to 3312 and encodes 1103 amino acids. The transcript has 3 exons. Gene Ontology annotation, molecular function: DNA-directed DNA polymerase activity; damaged DNA binding; deoxycytidyl transferase activity.